CCCCACAAUUCACUUCCCUAAACCCCUUCCAAGUCCUUUCACCAUCUUCCCAAUUCAUUGGCACUUCUCCUUAUCCUUCCCCUUCUCCACCCUACCGGUGUACCCGUUUAUUAUUGUGCAUACCGUGUUUCUUCUAACAUUAGUACUGUUGCCUAAAAAAGACGUCAAAAAUGUGUUCUUCCAAGUCUAAAACACUGCAAGGCAGCAGCGGCGCUGCUGAAACAAUGGUGUCUCACAUCAAUGGCCGGCCGGUGCUGCAGCCGGCCUGCAACCGGGUGUCUCUCUUGGAAAGGCGAAAUCCGGCAAAGAAGCCCUCCCAGAAAGCUUCUCCUCCUGCGCUGCAGCCCUUGUCAUCGCCAGCAAAUAGUACUGUUUCUAAUGGCAAAACUGCCAAGGCUUCUUUAGUGACACCUCCCAUCUCUCCCAAGCUAAAAUCGCCUAGGCCAGCGCCAGUUAAGCGAUGCAAUGACCCGAAUGGCCUGAGUUCGAGUGGCGAAAAGGUCUCGACACCAAGGAAUAAUGCAGCCAAAGGCGCGGCUGCCACGCCGGUGAAGAAGUCCAAGAAAUGUGGUGCAGUUGCAGCUAAUAACUUCAUUGAUACCUCCUCUGCUUUGAAGUUUUCUUCGUCUUGGAUAGUUGAGGCGCCUGGAAGCAUAGCUGCAGCGAGGAGAGAACAGGCAGCCAUUAUGCAGGUGCAGAGAAAGAUGAAAAUUGCUCACUAUGGAAGAGUAAAAUCUGGUAAAUUUGAAGACAAGGUGGUUCCCCUUGACAAUUCUUCAGCCACAAUAUCCGCUGUUCCAGAGGAAAAAAGAUGCAGUUUCAUCACUAGUAAUUCAGAUCCCAUCUUUGUGGCGUACCAUGAUGAAGAAUGGGGAGUUCCAACUCAUGAUGACAAGCUGCUGUUUGAAUUGCUGGUACUGAGUGGAGCCCAAGUUGGAUCAGACUGGACUUCAGUUUUGAAAAAAAGGCAACAAUUCAGGGAAGCCUUUUCGGAAUUCGAUGCGGAAACUGUCUCAAAGUCCACCGAGAAGAAGAUAACUUCAAUCAGCACCGAUUACGCCAUCGAGCUCAGCCAAGUUCGGGGGGUCAUCGACAACGCCAACCGCAUACUUGACAUCAAGAAGCAAUUCGGGUCAUUUGACAAGUAUCUGUGGGGAUUUGUGAAUAACAAGCCGAUUGCCACGCAGUACAAAUCAUGCCAGAAGAUCCCGGUGAAGACCUCAAAAUCGGAGGCCAUGAGCAAGGACAUGGUCCGGCGAGGGUUCCGGUUCGUCGGUCCGACGGCCAUGCACUCCUUCAUGCAAGCGGCCGGCCUCACCAACGGCCACCUGGUCACCUGCCCCCGCCACCAAACCCUAUCCCAGACCAGCUCCACAAAGAUCAUAUAUCCAUUACACAACUAAAGUACUAACAACUAGGAAACAAUAUAUAUAUAUAUAUAUAUUAUAUAUAUAGACACUACCACUCUACUAGCCAAGUAAUUAAUUAACACCAUAAUCAAGCUAGCUAACUGCAUUUUUAAGAUUGUUGGCUGUAAGUGGUUGUUUGGAUUAAUGGGCAGUGAUUGAUUAGUUGUGAAGAAGAAUAAAGUUGGUGUGGGAUUUGGAGCGCAGGGACGUUAGGGGGGACAGAGAGCAUGUGCAGGGUGGGGGGCAAGCCAUGUGUUUUGGUGCAUGGCCUGUGCUUUGCGACCACCACUUGGCCUCCAUUAUUUGCUUUCUCUUUGCUCUUUAACAGCCUGUGAAAGGAUAUUUUCAGAGUACGAGAGGGGGCUUUUUGGCCCUCCUUUUCAUCCUUCAUUUUGGAUAAGCCUAUACAUCCAUCUCAAAUCUCAAUCUGAAGAGGCUUUUAGGGGAGAGCUUUAAUUUCACAGUCCUGUGCUACUAAUUCAUAGUUUUUAGACCUGGGUUUGCAUGUGUAUGUACCUCUCUGUAUCAUAUGCCAUGUGGGUUUUUCUUUUUUCUUUUUUGUGGGUAAUGCUUGUAACUGUGUGAUAGUUUGAAUCAUGAUGAUGAUGAUGGGUUUUGAAUUCCAACUAGUGUUGUGUUUGCUCACCAUAUGUACAAUUGAUACUUUGUAAUUGCCUGUCUUUGGGUUUGGAAUUUAAUUUCAAUGUUAGCUUUACAAGUUAAUAUUUAAGCAUGCAUC
This is a messenger RNA of Diospyros lotus (date-plum), 2148 nucleotides long. RefSeq lists its product as uncharacterized. Bases 171 to 1403 code for a protein of 410 amino acids. The record is from RefSeq and is a predicted model, not a curated record. The transcript has 5 exons. Gene Ontology annotation, molecular function: DNA-3-methyladenine glycosylase activity. Gene Ontology annotation, biological process: base-excision repair. NCBI's taxonomy places the organism in Eukaryota, Viridiplantae, Streptophyta, Magnoliopsida, Ericales, Ebenaceae.